AUGCAGCGAGAAAGGGCUGCCGAUUCUGCGUCGAACGAGGGUAGAUAUGGUGCUUGUCGGGGGUUGGGGCCAGCGUGGAGGCGUCGGGAUAAGCAGCAGCGCGGGUGGAGGCAGGUUGGGUUGGGGGGCCUUUGGGAGGGAGGUUUUUGUGGGUUUCAUUGGCUUACUAAGAUCGAUGGUGACGGGGGGAUGACGGGGGAUGAUGGACGCUGGCUGGACGCUGGCAGGAGCAUGGCGGUAGCAGGGGGUACAGGAGACAGUCCAUGGAAGAACAGAGAUUGGAAAUGGAGCAUCCAGUCUGGAGGCAUGAGGUAUGUAUGGAUCUACUCUGUAUACUCAGUUCGUGGAUAUGGAGUGCAACGCCUCCCGCCAUGUCGACGAGGAGGACGGACCACCAAGCCACCAGAGAGAAGACGAUGGCAAUUCUCCCUUCAACACACUUCAACUUCUUCAGCCACGGUCCAACUUCUUUCUGCCUGUAAUUCAUCUCUCCCCCUUCGCCAGCCCGUCCUCCGCCGCCAGAUGCACGGCCCAUGUGCCUGUCCCUCUGCCCUGGCCACUGUCCGCCUCCUCAUUUGGCCUCCCCCAAUAAUCCGCACCAACGCCCGCCUGCCCUCGAACUACGGUGCUGGAAAUGUAGCAGCAGCAGCAGCAGCAGGAAUAGUAGCCGUAGUAGUAGUAGAAGCAGCAGCAGCAGCAGCAGCAGCAGCACCUAUGUAG
Messenger RNA from Histoplasma capsulatum G186AR, 720 nucleotides. RefSeq lists its product as uncharacterized. Lineage: Eukaryota; Fungi; Ascomycota; Eurotiomycetes; Onygenales; Ajellomycetaceae. Bases 1 to 720 code for a protein of 239 amino acids. The transcript is spliced from 2 exons. The record is from RefSeq and is a predicted model, not a curated record.